CUUCAGAGCUCCGUCAGAGCUCAUAUCCAUCAACUCCUUCAGCCAGAUACUUCUUGAAUGCAAUCAUCAUAAAUUUUCAUAUCUUCGAUUUUCCUCCAUAUAAACCGUUCUUUGGCACACAGUCAAUAUACAUACCCUUACCUAUUCCCCAACCUCCACAAUUUCGUCAGUCAGUAUGGUCGGUCACGGCAUGACGGGGAUGCUCGGUGAAGAUGGUAUUCAUGUCGAUAUGAACCACCUGAAGAAGGGUGAAGUUAACCUCGGAACGUCAAUUAUGGCAAUCAACUUCAAGGACGGUGUUAUAUUGGGUGCCGACAGCCGAACGACCACUGGAGCUUACAUCGCCAACCGGGUUACCGACAAAUUGACACAGGUGCAUGACACGAUUUGGUGCUGCCGCUCGGGGUCGGCCGCUGACACACAGGCUGUGGCUGAUAUUGUAUCCUACCAUCUCAACAUGUACUCGAUCACAAACAACGAGGCGCCAAGCACUCAGGUUGCCGCCGCACUGUUCCAGGAGCUGUGCUAUGAGAACAAGGACAUGCUAAGUGCUGGCAUCAUUAUUGCUGGAUAUGAUCCUCGGCACGGAGGACAAGUUUACUCGAUACCUCUGGGCGGAUCCCUCCACAAGCAAUCGUACUCCAUCGGCGGAUCUGGUUCAACCUAUAUCUACGGCUACUGCGAUGCAAACUGGAAGGAGAAUAUGACUGAGGAAGAAGGCGUCCAGUUUGUUCGGUCAGCUCUGCAGGAGGCGAUCAAGUGGGAUGGUAGCUCUGGCGGUGUGAUCCGGAUGGUGGUUUUGACGGCCAAGGGCGCUCAGCGACAUCUCUACCUGCCGGACACGGGUUACACUGGCCCAGGUGUUACCAACUAAUGAGUGUAUCCGUUUGGAGUGAUGAUUCAUAUCGUUGUUAGCUGUCGAUCAACAUGACCUUUCCUUCUCCCUGGCACUGAAGAUAGCCUCAUUCUAGGCAUGAGUUCGCCGCCAAUGUAAGCGGUAAAUCAGCCUGCUUCUGGACAAUCAGGACAAGGCGUGGUCUUGUCAACCGAGAGUCAGGAAGAAGGACUAUUCGCAAACCACGGUCAUAUCUUCUAGCAAGUUGCGCGGUGCUUGCUCAUCAUAUGCGUGUCUUGGCUUGGGAUUUGACCUCACCCACUGCUCG
Molecule: messenger RNA, 1163 nt
Organism: Aspergillus aculeatinus CBS 121060
Lineage: Eukaryota; Fungi; Ascomycota; Eurotiomycetes; Eurotiales; Aspergillaceae
Gene: pre3
Product: proteasome core particle subunit beta 1
Exons: 5
Coding region: 176-874 (232 amino acids)
Cellular component (GO): proteasome core complex
Molecular function (GO): threonine-type endopeptidase activity
Source: RefSeq, a predicted model, not a curated record